This is a messenger RNA of Pezoporus occidentalis (night parrot), 3951 nucleotides long. RefSeq names its product dihydropyrimidinase (gene DPYS). Bases 43 to 1671 code for a protein of 542 amino acids. NCBI's taxonomy places the organism in Eukaryota, Metazoa, Chordata, Aves, Psittaciformes, Psittacidae. Gene Ontology annotation, biological process: pyrimidine nucleobase catabolic process. Gene Ontology annotation, cellular component: cytoplasm. The record is from RefSeq and is a predicted model, not a curated record. Gene Ontology annotation, molecular function: dihydropyrimidinase activity. The transcript is spliced from 11 exons.
GGGCUGCGCACAGCGGCCAGGGCAAGGGGGCGGUGGCGCACAAUGGCGCAAGGCGGCGGCUACCGCAAGAUGGUUUUCACGUGGUCCUUCGACAGCGGCCACACGACUGUGCCGCUGGAACCUCCUCCUGCUGCCAGGGCUCCCACGCCACCCCAAAAGCUGGCGCAGCAGAGGCUUCUGAUCAAGGGGGGGAAAGUUGUGAAUGAUGACCUUUCUGUGGAGGCCGACGUGUAUGUGGAAGAUGGAGUGGUGCAGCAAGUGGGACCAAACCUAAACCCUGAGCCACUGACUGGACUCAUUGUGCUGGAUGCAACCAACAGGCUGGUGAUCCCUGGAGGCAUCGAUACCCAUACACACAUGCAGUUCCCUUUUAUGGGCAGCAGGUCAAAAGAUGACUUCUAUUCAGGAACCAAGGCUGCUGUAGCAGGAGGAACCACUAUGAUCAUUGACUUUGCCAUCCCUCACAAAGGCUGUUCUCUGAUCAAAGCCUUUGACACAUGGAAAAGCUGGGCAGACCCUAAAGUCUGCUGUGAUUAUUCCCUGCAUGUGGCAGUUACGUGGUGGAGCAGUAAGGUAAAGGAAGAAAUGAAAACUCUUGUUCAAAACAAAGGCGUCAACUCCUUCAAGAUGUUUAUGGCCUAUAAAGAUAUAUAUAUGCUCAAUGAUGAGGAGUUAUAUGAAGCUUUUUGCUGCUGUAAGGAACUCGGAACAGUUGCUCAAGUCCAUGCAGAAAAUGGGGAGCUAAUUGCACAGGGCACAAAGAAGAUGCUGGCAAUGGGAAUAACUGGCCCUGAGGGGCAUGCACUGUCUCGUCCUGAAGAAGUGGAAGCUGAAGCUACACAAAGAGCAAUUUCUAUAGCAAAUGCUGUAAACUGCCCCCUUUUUGUAGUCCACGUAAUGAGUAAAUCUGCAGGAAAAUUGAUAAGUAAUGCACGAAGAGAAGGAAAGGUGGUUUAUGGGGAGCCUAUUGCUGCUAGUCUUGGCACCGAUGGCACCAACUACUGGAAUGAAGACUGGGCUCAUGCUGCAGCAUAUGUCAUGGGACCUCCACUGAGACCAGAUCCAUCUACUCCUGGUUUCCUCAUGAACUUACUGGCCAAUGAUGACCUAUCUGUGACAGGGACUGACAACUGCACCUUUGACACAUGCCAAAAAGCUCAGGGGAAGGACGACUUCACAAAAAUCCCUAAUGGAGUGAAUGGUGUGGAAGAUAGGAUGUCAGUCAUAUGGGAAAAAGGCGUUCACAGUGGAAAAAUGGAUGAAAACAGAUUUGUAGCUGUUACCAGCACAAAUGCAGCAAAAAUUUUUAACCUGUACCCAAAGAAGGGGAGAAUUGCUGUGGGUUCUGAUGCUGACAUCGUCAUUUGGGAUCCCAAAGCUUCAAGGACAAUAUCUGCAAAGACACAUCAUCAGGCCAACAACUUCAAUAUAUUUGAAGGAAUGGUCUGCCAUGGAGUCCCAGUUGCAACAGUUUCAAGAGGCAAAGUAGUUUAUGAAGGUGGAGCUUUCAAUGUCACAGCAGGAGAUGGAAAAUAUGUCUCCCGUCCACCAUUCCCUCCAUAUGUCUACGAGCGAAUCAGGCAGCGGGAGCAGGUCUGUCAGCCUGUUCCUGUUAAGAGAGCACCUUAUACAGGCAUAGUCUCAGAAACAUGGGUCACACAGAACCAGUAGGCUCAUUCUCCAGUUGUGGCUCUUGCAGAUAAAAGCAAAUGAAAAUGACACUGCUGUCCCCACCAAAGAAGUGCAUUUUGGUUCCAACAAUCAAUCUACAAUCAACUUCUCAAGAGCCAAUAUGAAAGAACAGCAACCAAUAAACAUUAUACUGGGCUUAUUGCAUGAAAGUUGUCAUUGCAGUUUCCCUUUAAAAGGAAAUUUGUUGUAAGAAUUGGAAAAUUCUUUUUAAAAAAUGGAGUAAUAACUACAAUUAUAAUGUGGUAACAGUUCUGUAGGUUCUUAGAAGUAGGUAAGUUUGGGGAUGAUAUUGCUUAAUAUUCAUCUUUAGAAGGUAUCAGCUAACCUAUAAAGUGAAAGCAAUGCAAUGGCCUUUAAGCACAUUUUCUACAUUCUUGCUCUGUUAGAUCACAGGAGAUGAAUCCUAAUUCUCUAAUUUCACGUGUUAGAAAGAUCUCUCUUGUGCUUAGCAAUGCAGAGAAUUCUGAUAGAGAUGCUGAAUUUGAUUUUUUGUUUUUCCCUUCUGGAACAGGUUAGGACAGAAAAGUGCUGAUUCAGAAGAGUUGCCACUAUUUUAGAGCUGCCGCUACAUGUCCAGAUCCUUGUCUUUAAGGGAGUAUAUACAUUUUGUCUCUGCACAGCCAAGCAUUUUUUGGUUUGCUCAAGCAUUUUGUUUGCUACGCCCUAGGCAAAGCUGUGCUAACCGUACUGGUGAAUUCACCUACAAUACUGUUUGGGGUUCUGGUGUUAUGGAGAGACAUAACCCACAACUUAAAAGUCUUAUGAAGUGGGAACACCAGAGCACAAACAUAAUGUAUUGAUUUCAAAAACAUAUUUUUUUUUUUACUGAAAAAUGUGAGGUUUUUCCCAAUGUAGCUAAUACUUUGGAUUGUGUAGAAUAGAAUUCCUGAUUAAAAAAAAAUCUCAAUUGCUCUAUUUAUUUGAUUUCCCAUUUGAGAGGUAAUUGUAUUCUUAGAAGCAUGAUUCUGUUACUGCUACCAUGUCUAGACAGAUUUUACCUUGGAAACCUAUGAUGUUUUUUAAAGUUGCAUUGUCACAUAUGAUAGCCCUUCUUUUUAAGCAACUGUUUAGAAAUGAAGCCAACACAAAAAUGCCCAUUCAGUGAGUUCAUAGUUCUAUGUGUAGAAAUAGUAUAACCUGCUUUUCUGUGCAACCCCUGGGCCAAACAGGUACAGAAAGACUUUCAUAUUAUAAGACAGAUACAGAAAGCAUGUAAUAAUUACUGUUUUCAUUUGUAGUGGAAAGCAGAUUUAUGGUUCCUGCUAUAUUCAUAGGCAUACAGUGAUGUAUGAGCUUGUACGAGAAACAAGCUCCUACUAAGUCUGUAAUUCUUAUGUCUCUAAAUCGCAGAGUAGAAUUUUCUUUGUAAGAUGAUGGAGGGUAAUAAUGGGGAUGUUCAGAAAGAGCUAGCACAGGCUUCCAUUUCUCAGGUUGUCUUUGGGGCAGCAGGGUAGCAAAAAGAGUCAUCCAGCACUAUUACAAUGACUAUUACAAGGGAGUGGAGUUCAGUGUUGACUUCUGUAAUGGUCUGCAUCUGAGUUUGUUGUCUAGUGUCCCUCUGCAAUCAGCAGAGAGUUCUUCUCUGCAAUCAGCAGAAUGUUCUUCUGGAACAUUAUUCAUCUCUGCAUCAAGAUCUAAACCAAGCUAGAUGAACCUGUCCACUGUUGUUCUUCAGGAUGAGAUGGGUAGUUUUCUUGCAAUGCCAGUUUGUCUCCAUUAACUACAAAGAGUGCGGCUAACUAUGAUGCAGAUGUCUACUCUGCAGCAGUCUUCUAUGUAGCUUGUCUUUGCUUCUCAGACCUGGAACUCUGUGGUAUGAAGAAUGCCUGUCUUAUGUUUUGUCUCAUCAAGAGUGUGUGACAAUCAUGAAUCCAUUCUUUUUAAUUAAUGUUUUGCUUUGUAGAAAAGCAGAAAUUUGGGAAGAGUAGGGGAAAAGUCAGGGAGGGGAAAAAAGACCUAUUUUUACUUUCAACAAUAUCUUAUAUUUGUAAUCUUUCAUCUGAGGCUUCAGGUUUUAGUAAUUGUUAGAUCCAUGCAAUUGCAUGAUGCACCUGUGAGACAAGUAAAGGUAGUUAGAAUAAAUUUACGGUUGUGAAAACUAUGGAUGGUUAAACCUCUGAAAUCACUCGAGUGAUGGAAAAUAUAUGUAGUUGCCUUAUGUUUAACAUCCAGUGCUGGGUUAAAUGAGGUGCUGAGGGCCAAAAUGAUUCAAUUAUGACAGAAAUGAAACUGAGGAAUAAAGACUGCCAGUCCUUUGGA